Rhipicephalus microplus (southern cattle tick) is the source of this 2972-nucleotide messenger RNA. RefSeq names its product DNA methyltransferase 1 associated protein 1 (gene DMAP1). The record is from RefSeq and is a predicted model, not a curated record. Gene Ontology annotation, molecular function: transcription corepressor activity. Lineage: Eukaryota; Metazoa; Arthropoda; Arachnida; Ixodida; Ixodidae. Gene Ontology annotation, biological process: DNA repair; negative regulation of transcription by RNA polymerase II; chromatin remodeling. Gene Ontology annotation, cellular component: NuA4 histone acetyltransferase complex; Swr1 complex; nucleus.
AUGAGUGACGUCCUGGACAUUCUAGACGUGGAACGUCCCAACACUCCAGAGGUCAGCAAGGAGACCAUACUGGGCACAGAUGCUCGGAAAAACAAGCUUAUGCAGAAGCGGAAGCUCAUUGAGGCCACCUUCAAGCGACCCGAAGGGAUGCACCGGGAGCUCUACGCCCUGCUUUUCUCAGAUGCUCGAGACAACCCGCCUUUGCUGCCGACAGACAGCAGCCAGGGCUACAAGCGCAACAAAGCCAAGCUGGGAAUCAGACGUGUCCGCCCAUGGCGCUGGAUGCCGUUUAACAACCCGGCUCGCAAGGAUGGUGUUAUGCUGAGCCACUGGCGAAGACUGGCUGACGAAGGCAAGGAGUAUCCCUUUGCCAAGUUCAAUAAGCAGGUCCCAGUGCCGACGUAUACGGAAGCCGAGUACCAGCAGCAUCUGGCAAGUGCACAGUGGAGUCGGGCUGAGACGGACCACCUGCUGGAGCUGUGUCGACGUUUUGAUCAGCGUUUCCUGAUUGUUAAGGACCGCUGGGACACGGGGCGCUUCCCAACGGGACGCUCUGUGGAAGACUUCAAAGAGCGGUACUACGGCAUUUGCCAGACCUUGGCCCGCAUCAGGGCUUCUCCAGGACAAGAACCCAAAGGGCGCGCCUUCGAUGCCGACCACGAACGCCGCCGCAAGGAACAGUUGCUGAAGCUGUAUGAUCGCACUACAGAGCAGGUUGAGGAGGAGCAGACGCUGCUGGGAGAGUUGCGCAAGAUCGAGCUACGUAAGAAGGAGCGCGAGAAGAAGACGCAAGACCUCCAGAAGCUCAUCACGGCAGCAGACAACAGUGCCGAGGCACGACGUGUCGAGCGCAAGGGCCCCAAGAAGAAGCUCAACAUCCAGAAGAGCAGUCGCAUCGAGCCGGGGGCGGUGGAGUCUGCAGGCAUUCGGUUUCCGGACUUCAAGGCCUGUGGGGUGUCCCUGCGAAGCCACAGGAUGAAGCUGCCAGCAUCAGUGGGCCAGAAGAAGACAAAGGCCAUUGAACAGCUGCUCCAGGAACUGUGUGUUGAGCUGAAUCCAACGCCAUCCGAAGAGGUGUGCCAGCACUUCAAUGAGCUGCGCAGCGACAUGGUGCUCUUGUACGAGCUCAAACUCGCUCUGGCUACGUCCGAGUACGAGCUGCAGACCUUGCGGCACCAGUUCGAGGUGAUGGCGCCCGAGCGAGCGGCCGCCACGGCUGCGGCCACAGGUGUUGCGGCACUGACCAGCUCGUCGAGCGGCAUCGGAGCCAGUAUUGGCAGCACCAUUGGCGUCGGUGUGGCCGAACCUGGAGGAAGCUCCAGCGCCGAAGUACCAAUACGGGGUAUCUCGGAGAUCCUUGACGUCGGUGCCACGCCUGGAACUCCUAACCGCAAGCGGAGGGCUGCCAUCGAGCAGAGCAACCUUUUAAAGAAAUUCAAGAAGGCUUGAGACCACAUUUCUCCCGACACAGAUUGCUCAUUUGACACUCACCUUUCUCUCAGAGGGUCGCACAUCAUGGCCACGCAACUAGGGAUUCGGAAUAAACAUUUCACUCUACAUUAUUAGCUAAGGUUUCAGAGCUUUGAGGAUGCACAAACACAUUGUUUUGUGGAAUUUAAGAAUCACCAGAGGCUUUAUCUUGCAACUUAGCCUGCCUGAACGUACAAAUGUUGAUUGUGUACUUAAUCAGGUUCGUCCUACACGUUUUGUCUUAUGACAAAAAAAUAUCAGGGGCCUAUCAUUAGUGAAGUAGCUUUGAAUGCUUAAGUAUAAUGCUGAAUUCUGAUAGUAUACCUCCUAUCGGCCACACUAAGAGCCAUUGAAGCUGUGCAAGUGAUUUCAAUUCAGAACACGCACAAUGUCGCCGUGAUAGUGUCCAUUUGUAUUCAUUGUCAUUUAAAAAUGUGUAAAGCGAAUGCACAGCUAGCACAUGAGCAAUUUUUAAUCAGUGUUUUCCAUCAUCAAACUCGUGAACACCUGCUUUGGGCACAUUCAUUGCAGUAUUGAACUUGUGUGCUACAGGUUGCAAGUUCGAUUCCUGUAGACUCCGUUUUAUACUUCGUCUUUACAUUUUUGCGUUGAGGCAUAUUGCUGUCUCGUGUGAAUUUGUGCAUGCUAUUCACUCAUGAUACCUUGUGCGUUAAAAAAUGUUUGUCAGUGAUGGUGGGCUGCAUCUGUGGGUGAAGCAAUUCCAGAGGACAUAUUUGUAGUGGCACACACCGCAGAUGCAACAAAUUUCUUAAUGUCACAAAAUUUUUAUUUGUACAUUCACUGCUCUACCUGGGAGAACAGUUGUGAUGACACAUGCAGUCCUGGACAAGUGAAACUCAAACAACAAAUUUGAAAGUGGGACAGCUUUUUCACAAAGGCGAUAAAUCAAGAGAGCAAUUUUGCACAUGGUAAUUACGCAGUUGCAUGUGAUUACUUGGGUGCCACGCAAAGGGUACACACUCAAAUCAUGUCGACAUCAAGUGCACCGGUGAAAUGAACGAAAAAAUGGUUUGCUUAGCCCCGACUGACCCAGAAUAAAUACACAAUGCCUGUCUUUUUUUCUUUUCUGCCAGAGAGCGCCAUUAAGAUGACAUUACUAACCUGUAAACAUAACUGCGCCAGCUCACAUAUAGAAACCAUUAGAACAAAAAAAAGUUUCACCCCUUUUGUGAUAGGAGCAUGUCCUUCCAUUGAUAACCUUUGCAAUGACAGCCUACUUAGGCAGAUGACAUUCAGGUGCAAUUUGAGCACGAAGACCUAACCUGAAAUAGGAAUGGUACAUGCAACUGUGACAAACACACGUAAAGAAAUGCCAUCAACAAUUAAAGAAAAACUGCACGUUGAUUGCCUUUUUUCGCGUUGUUACGCUUUCUGGUGUUAUCACAGAUGUUCAAGCCAGCUCAUGGAGCUUACCCUGCUGACAUGCACAACUGAACAAGGAACAUUACCAUUAACGCCAUUAAAAAUUUUCUGUGAAAGUA